AUGAUUCUCAUCAAUGACGUGAAAUACUCGUGUCUGGAAUGCAUUAGAGGUCACAGAUCAUCAUCAUGCAAACACCAUACACGGCCUUUGCUUCAGGUUCGCUCCAAAGGACGACCGGGCUGCUACGCAAAUGGUAAUCCAAAUCAUCGAGUAGCCGUUUUUGCACAGGAGAUCUUGGCAACGCCAGACGAUUCAUCGGAGUCAAGCUCGCCGAAAUCUGGUUCCUUGUCACCUGCCACCACCGGAAAUUCAACCACAACCUCAUCUAGCUCAACAGUGGCUUCUACUGCUAAUAGCGAGAAAUUGCUGCCUAUUAUCAUCUUGAAAGCUUCAUCGAAACAAGUUAUCGAUCUCACUAGUGGCCAGAUUGUGGGACCAUACGACGAGUCUCAACUAAAGCAAUAUAUUGCAGAAAAGGCCCCUCCUCAGCAGCCAGUGAUCAACGAUGAUAGUUUUAUAGUUACAACAUCUGGACAAUUGCCAAAAAUUAACAAGAAGAAUGGAGGCGGAGGAUGUGCAUGUAACAAGAAAAAAACUGUUAAUAAGUCAAAGAUACUUGAGUCAUAUAUUAAGAAGCGAUUAGAAAAGGACCAACAACAGAUUAAACAUGAGACGAGCUGCUGCAGCGGCAAGAACAGGAAUGUCAACGGCAGCAGAAAUGAGAAUAUCUGCAGCAGUAGCAGUAACAGUGGCAGCAAUAACAGUAGCAGCAGCUGCAACAACAGCAGCAACAGCAACAGCAACACUAUAGACACACAUAACAAUAGUUAUAUAAAUCAAUUUUCAUCAAUAAAAACAGGGCCACCAUCUCUGCGACCGGUCGAUCAGUUGGGCUCAGUACCUGGUAUACUUGAACCAAUAUUUGAAAUGAUACCACUCAGAGGAUGCUCAGUACCUGGCACCUGUUGCUGUGACAGCAAUUGCUCGUGUCAAGGUUGUGUGGUUCAUGGAAAUAAAAAGGGAAUAUCCCCAGUUCCAGCGUUUGACACAAUUUCAGAUCUAGACGUCUCGCAAUUCAACAGCAAUAUCAACGACAACGACAGCGAGAACAACAAUGUCGUAGUUGAUGCUAAUUACAACGGUAGUGGCGAAAAUCUUGUAUUCAACAUUGUUCCAAAUAUGCACACAUCAGUGCAGCUCGCCCCUCCCAAACCUAUGAACAGUUUUGUUGCACCAGUACUGCAUUUGCAACCUACGCAGUCAAUAAAUUUUGCGCCGUCAGAAGAGUCGGGGGCUGUUUUCACAGCUUUGGCUCAACCGCAACUUGGUUUUCACGAAGGUACACAGCCAUCCUCAUUUUUAUCAUCCUCGUCGUCAGACUCACCUGGAAACUGUUGCACAUGUCCACCAAACCAAUGUGAAUGUUUAAACUGUGAAACGCACGGCAUCCUUAACGGAUACAAAUUAGACGAGUAUUUUCUGGACCCCGAGAAGUUGAUGAAUGCACUUGCUUCAGAUUUUUACUUUGACGACUUAACACAGCCUUUUUUUGUGCAACAACCGCACCAACAACAACAACAGCAGCUGUUGCCGCAACAGCAAUUAUCUCGGCAAAUAUCCGAGCAACAACACAAUUCUACAACUUCUUCUCUUUACAACGGUGCAGAAAACGCUAAUUAUAACCCAAAUGUCGUAGACCCGUUGGAUCGCACCAGCUUGACCUCACAAACUAAUCGUUCAUUGUACAACGAUUACAACACUAACAACGAUAUCACUGUUGCAACUACAUCGGUUGAUGCUGGCAAUCAACUGCAAAAUAAAGCUUGUUGCUCAAAAAAGAAUUUUGCAUAG
Lodderomyces elongisporus is the source of this 1791-nucleotide messenger RNA. RefSeq names its product Mac1p (gene MAC1). Gene Ontology annotation, cellular component: nucleus. Gene Ontology annotation, biological process: intracellular iron ion homeostasis; intracellular copper ion homeostasis; positive regulation of transcription by RNA polymerase II. Gene Ontology annotation, molecular function: RNA polymerase II cis-regulatory region sequence-specific DNA binding; copper ion binding; DNA-binding transcription factor activity, RNA polymerase II-specific. The transcript has a single exon. NCBI's taxonomy places the organism in Eukaryota, Fungi, Ascomycota, Pichiomycetes, Serinales, Debaryomycetaceae. The record is from RefSeq and is a predicted model, not a curated record. The coding region runs from base 1 to 1791 and encodes 596 amino acids.